CAUUUCAAGUAACCAGACCCAAAUCCCAUUCUCAGCACAAGCUACACCCUUCCACACCUGCAAUUAUAUAUAUACUAUAUUUAGUUGCCCAUAUACUAGCGGUAUCCUCCUCUUGAUCAGUAUACCUAGAUUCAAAGUCGCGACUCAUACCAUUCCCUGUACUAGCUUCGCUCGUCUUCUGACACUAGUGUGCCUGGCUAUUCAAACAUGGCGCCAGCUCGAUCUGACGAAGCGGCUCAGGGCUCUGUCGGGACCGGGUCCAACCAAGCACUAGUAGAACCCGCUAAGUAUGCCAGCAACCGAGUCACUCGCUGGACUCAUGAUACAGCUGCACCAGUCCGCGUCACCAUGGCGUUGCUACCAUUUUCGCAACCUGGUGUACCAUCCCGAAGAGACCACACAGAGCUACUUCACUCUAUCGACAAUCUCUUCGGCGACGCAGUAGCAUCCACGACAACUGGAUCAGGUUCCGGCCAUAAUGACUCAAGUGAUGAGCGGAGCUCGAUCGAGGAAAUGCUUAGAGGUAUUGGAGGUCGCUUCGACAGGGCUCAGUCGUCAUCGGGAGGGUCGUCGGCGACAGCGGGGCGACAGUGAGGGCGCGGAGGAUUUUAGUAUGGAGGGUUCUAUGCAGCCCGAAAAGGUAAGCUAUCGCAUUUCGUUAAUCUACCUUACCACUUUGGUCCACUAUGUUGGAACUCGAAGUUUGUUUGCUUUUUGCUUGACUCAACAGCUAAUUACUUAGUAAGGAAGGUGGUGAAAUGGGGCAGAAUAUCCCAGGGUUACGCCAAGCUUGC
Messenger RNA from Annulohypoxylon truncatum, 794 nucleotides. RefSeq lists its product as uncharacterized. NCBI's taxonomy places the organism in Eukaryota, Fungi, Ascomycota, Sordariomycetes, Xylariales, Hypoxylaceae. Bases 208 to 594 code for a protein of 128 amino acids. The transcript is spliced from 2 exons. The record is from RefSeq and is a predicted model, not a curated record.